GAACAAAAAACCCUCACCAAAUGUUUGUUCAAAACUAACUAAUAAGUCAAUAUGAGACCCGGAUAUUGGGAGGAAUCAUUAACACAUCACGCAUGCUAUUGAAUAUUGCUUAGCCUUGCAAAUAAUAACAGCUGCUCAGUCCACGCCUCCAACGCGCGCUGACCCAUUUCAAUUUAUUUGAGCACUCAAUUUGUGCCGAAAGACCGAGUUUCUCUUCCCAAGUUUUAUUAAAAGUGCCUGAUAAGUCUAUUCCCUCAAGUAGAAUUGGUUUCCUACUCUCAUACUUUUCCUCACCACUCUCAAAAAUGCGUCGCUCGCUUGUCUUUCUAUGUUAUGUACUCAGCCUAGCUGAUAUAGCUACCUCACAACAAUCUACUGCCAAUGCUGAGGCUGCUUUCAGGCAAUUGCAAACUUGGUACAAUACCGCUUCUGGCCUCUGGACUACAACAGGAUGGUGGAAUGCUGCGAAUUGUCUGACCGUCCUCGGUGACCUGGCCGCGGUCGAUCCGAAUGUCAGGUCAAACAUCACUGGUGUUAUGUCGAAUACCUUUACCCGUGCUCAAACGAAUAACUUACAAAUGACGAAAGCGGUAUUGCCAGACUUCAAUUACGUUUGUUUGUAUGGCAGUUCUACCAACACCACAGACAAUGCUCUAGUGAACUAUAUUCCCGUGCGUGCAAGGGCUAGUGUGAGCCCCAGACAAUUUAAAGGAUUUUUGAAUGAUUAUUACGACGAUGAAGGUUGGUGGGCACUAGCCUGGAUCCAAGCAUACGAUAUCACCGGAAAUAGGGACUAUCUAUCAAUGGCCGAAUCCAUUUUUGCCGACAUGAAAAUGGGCAGUAACACAACCUGCUCAAAGGGUGUCUCGGGAAUUUGGUGGGACAAGCCAAAAACAUACGUCAACGCCAUUGCAAAUGAACUUUAUUUGAGUGUAGCUGCUCAUCUUGCCAAUCGUGCAUCAAAUAGAGCAAGUUAUUUGACCAUAGCAAGAGAUCAAUGGAGUUGGUUCCAAGGGACUGGAAUGAUCAAUGCGCAAGGAACAAUUAAUGAUGGGUUGACGAGUGACUGUCGAAAUAAUGGGGGAACGGUUUGGAGUUAUAAUCAAGGGGUUAUACUUGGAGGACUCGUCGAACUUUCGAGGGCGACAGAUGACCAAAGCUACAUUAACACGGCUAAAAGCAUUGCUUCAGCAGCAAUCAAAGCAUUAUCAGAUUCAAAUGGAAUCCUUCACGACCCAUGCGAACCGAAUUGCGGAGCAGAUGGCGCACAAUUCAAAGGAGUAUUCAUGAGAAACCUCCAGAGACUUCACCAAGAAUCACCCGACUCAAGUUAUUUUACGUUUAUCGCAAAUAAUGCGAAGAGUAUCUGGGCGAACGAUAGAGAUCCAUCUAAUAAUGCACUUGGCGUUAAUUGGGCAGGACCAUUUAUCUCACCAGCAGAUGCAAGUACACAGAGCUCAGCAUUGGAUGCUCUUGUGGCGGCGGUUACAGUUGGAGCUAGACGAGUUGUUAGGGGAUCGAGAUGGAUAGCGUGAUGGGUUUGAAGAUUGUUUAUGGGUGAAGGGCUUGCUUCGGAAGUGUGAAGACUGGCAGUGGUUGGCAGAUGGAGUGGAAUGAAUGGAGUUUUGGUUUAACGGUGAUAGGUUAUGAGUAUGGGUAUGGGUAUCAAGGAAUUUAUGCAAGUAUUUGAUUAACGUUGUUUUGAGGGAUGGAUAUCAUGUUUCUUUUUUUGCUGCAGAUGAGGGAGGGAUACUGGUGGGUGGAUAUUGCCAUUUGAUAGCCUAUAGCUUACAUU
This is a messenger RNA of Sclerotinia trifoliorum, 1795 nucleotides long. NCBI's taxonomy places the organism in Eukaryota, Fungi, Ascomycota, Leotiomycetes, Helotiales, Sclerotiniaceae. The record is from the annotation of a GenBank genome assembly.